Molecule: messenger RNA, 1051 nt
Organism: Jatropha curcas
Lineage: Eukaryota; Viridiplantae; Streptophyta; Magnoliopsida; Malpighiales; Euphorbiaceae
Source: RefSeq, a predicted model, not a curated record
AAACGAUGGGAUUUUGAACUGAGAAGGCGAGAAGAGAAGCUGGAAGAAGGAGCAAAAAGGAGAGGAAGGAGAGAGCGACGAUUGAAACUGGAAAGAGAGCAAAAAGUAAAAGAAGAGGCAAAAAAGCAAAGAGAGGCCAUUGAAGCCGCAAGAUCUCGAAGACUUGAUGCUAAUCGAAGCCCACUCAAGGGAUGUAAACUUGAUAAUUCUGAUUUUAGGGUUGUUGUUUACGAUCACUUUAAGGGUAAUGGAGAAAGAUUAGAUUGCCACUCUUCCUGUUUCACAGAAUGUCUGAUAAAGUGUAGAAGCUCAAAGUCUCCUCUGAUUGAACUCCGUUAUGUCUGGCUGCCUAAAGGAACUUAUGCAAAGCUUCAACUGAGGUUGUUGGGCCUUUUCAGAAUCCCAUACAAAGCUGUCCUUGAAACUACCCUUCGGCAGCAUGCAACCCUUUCUAGGGUGAGGUGAAAAUCGUCAACCAUGGGGAUAUUAACAUAAAAGUUAAGAGUUUAAGAGUUAAAACCUUCCUCUAGUGUGUCUGUCUUGGAAACAGAAGUUGAGGUUGAUAUAGUUGGUCCAGAUUCAAGCUUCAGGAGAGCACAAAAGCAACAUGAUGGGUCAGCAAGCGGAUCUUCAUCAUCUAUAGAAAUUGAUACUGUGGAGUGUCGGAAUUGCAAGCAUUUAUUUACCACUAGAAGUAUAGCACUGCACGAAGCAUUUGGCCUUGCGGUUGGAGUUUUAAAGUUUUUCCUUGAGAAAAGAACAGAUUGGGGAACAAAAUUAAAUAUAUUUUGCUUGUUUGGUCUGUGGCAGGUAACAACACCAAACUUCAGCUGUCCCCUGCGCCUCAUCACGUGCCGUUUUGUGGUGACAUGGUUCAAAGCUGGGAGUUCAGCUAUGGAUGCAAGGGAACGAUUAAGAGCGCUUUGAUCCGAGCAUGAAAAGUAUUUGUGGUUCUUCAUUGUUGAUGCUGAAAUUCACUUGUCUGUAUGGAAGGAGGGAACAGAAAUAUUGUUGCAUCAUGCUAUAGUUGUGGAUUGGAGGAAACGCUUUG